Molecule: messenger RNA, 1276 nt
Organism: Helobdella robusta
Lineage: Eukaryota; Metazoa; Annelida; Clitellata; Rhynchobdellida; Glossiphoniidae
Exons: 7
Coding region: 314-1276 (320 amino acids)
Biological process (GO): chemical synaptic transmission; nervous system process; regulation of membrane potential
Cellular component (GO): membrane; synapse; neuron projection
Molecular function (GO): neurotransmitter receptor activity; transmembrane signaling receptor activity; extracellular ligand-gated monoatomic ion channel activity
Source: RefSeq, a predicted model, not a curated record
CUCGAUGAAUAAAUUAACGAUCGAGUGAACGACAGAAUGAAUGAAUUGAUUGUUGGAUAGACUGAUAGAAGAAUGGUUGAAUGAAUGAAUGAAUAAAAAUGGACAAAUGUAUAAGUUGAUGAAUGAAUGAAGUAAAAAGUACAGCCCAAGUUAUUGCGGUAGUAGUAAUAAUAAUAACAACCGUAGUGGUAACAGCUAUAGUCGCCGUAGUGGUAGCUGCAGAAGCAGUUGUAGUAUAUAUAUAUAAAUACUUUUAUUAUUAUUGUAGUUGACAAAUUGUUGCGAUGUGCAGACCUCUCGGCUCGAGGUGAACAUGAAGGAUAAGGAUGCAAGAGUGGUGUUUGUCAGGGUGAUUUUUAAGAAAAUUGGUGAGAUUGAUACGGCCAAAGAAUGUUUUUCGGCAGAAGUUGUCAUCCAGUCAAAAUGGAGGGAGCCGCUUCUCGAUGGUUUCAAUCAAAAGGACUUGAAAAAUCUUCCAUUGGACGGUUACUGGGGCCCGAGACUAAUAAUUAGUAACAUACUGAGCGAAAGUAAAGACGUUGUCUCCAGUAUUGUAAAAAUUUCAGAGCGAAACUCGAACGCCUACAUCCUAAAUCAGAGAAGGUUGAAAGGUGUAUUUUUAGAGAAUCUGGAACUUCAGGAAUUUCCAUUUGACGUUCAGGACAUAACCUUAACGAUAACGACAGACUUGUCAGAGAAGGACGUUGAAUUAGUCGUAGACCCGAGUGAACGUUCUAUAGUCGAUGUUCGCUCGUUCGUCGACGAACAGGAGUGGAAACUGCAAACGGAAGUGAGAACGGAAGUAGGUCUGCUUGGUGACGUCAUUGUGGGGAAGCAUUCUAUUGGCCGUCAGCAUCCGUUCAUCCAUUUUAAGUGCUCCGCCGAGAGGAGAUAUCAGUUUUUCAUCUGGAAUAUUAUUGUUGUUAUGUCGAUUACAAGCUACCACAAAAUCGCAUCCAACUUCAUCCUGUUGCUGACGACGAUUGCCUUCAAAACUAACAUCAGCAAUUCAUUGCCUAGGAUUUCAUAUCUGACGUAUAUGGACUUGUACAUUUUGGGAUCUUGGGUUAUUCAAUGUUUGAUGUGUGCCUGGCAUGCUAUAGUUGGAAACCUACUUGUGGCCAACGACGCAACUUUUUGGACCGAUAAAGUCGUUCUGAUCGCUUUCGGCGUACUUUAUAUUGUCUUCUUGACACUCUACAUCCUCGCCAUGGCUUAUAAGAUAAAGUCGCGCAAGAGACGGAUCGCGAACGAUAAAUCGAUUACCCAUCUAUAA